AUGCCGCCCAAAUUCGACCCCAACGAAGUCAAGGUGAUCCACCUCCGGGCCACGGGCGGAGAGGUCGGCGCCUCGUCCGCACUGGCGCCCAAGAUCGGUCCGCUCGGUCUGUCGCCCAAGAAGGUGGGAGAAGACAUUGCGAAGGCGACAGGCGACUGGAAAGGCCUCCGCGUCACCGUCAAGCUGACCAUCCAAAACCGCCAAGCCGCCGUCUCCGUCGUGCCCUCCGCCUCCUCGCUCGUCAUCAAGGCGCUCAAGGAGCCGCCGCGCGACCGCAAGAAGGAGAAAAAUAUCAAGCACACCAAGUCGAUCCCGCUGGAUGAGAUUAUCAACAUUGCGCGGACGAUGCGGUUCAAGAGCAUGGCGAAGGAGCUGAAGGGCACGGUCAAGGAGAUUCUGGGCACGGCGUACAGCACGGGGUGCCAGGUUGAUGGGCGGAGUCCCAAGGCGGUGAGCGAUGAUAUUGAGUCCGGGGAGAUUGAGAUUCCGGACGAGUAAAAAUAACUAUUGCGGACGGGAUUGUAUGGAUGGCGUUGGGGCUUGAGAGAGUGCAAUACUUCAAAGCACCGGGGCCGGGGGG
This is a messenger RNA of Trematosphaeria pertusa, 580 nucleotides long. RefSeq lists its product as uncharacterized. Gene Ontology annotation, biological process: translation. The record is from RefSeq and is a predicted model, not a curated record. The coding region runs from base 1 to 498 and encodes 165 amino acids. The transcript has 3 exons. Gene Ontology annotation, molecular function: structural constituent of ribosome; large ribosomal subunit rRNA binding. Gene Ontology annotation, cellular component: ribosome; cytosolic large ribosomal subunit. Lineage: Eukaryota; Fungi; Ascomycota; Dothideomycetes; Pleosporales; Trematosphaeriaceae.